Molecule: messenger RNA, 1344 nt
Organism: Hermetia illucens (black soldier fly)
Lineage: Eukaryota; Metazoa; Arthropoda; Insecta; Diptera; Stratiomyidae
Gene: Arpc4
Product: actin-related protein 2/3 complex subunit 4
Exons: 1
Coding region: 90-596 (168 amino acids)
Biological process (GO): actin filament polymerization; Arp2/3 complex-mediated actin nucleation
Cellular component (GO): Arp2/3 protein complex; actin cytoskeleton
Molecular function (GO): actin filament binding
Source: RefSeq, a predicted model, not a curated record
AACAUUUGUCAUCGCCAGAUUUGACGUUUCGCAUAUCGUUAGGUGUGGUAAAUAAGUCCAAUUGGUUUUUUGUUUAAAUCAGAGUGAAAAUGUCGGCCACUUUGAAGCCCUACCUCACGGCCGUGCGCCACACACUUACGGCGGCCAUGUGCCUCUCAAAUUUCUCAUCGCAAGUUGUUGAACGCCACAACAAACCCGAGGUGGAGGUGCGAAGUAGCAAGGAGCUCCUGCUCACGCCGGUUGUCAUUUCCCGGAACGAAAGGGAGCGUGUAUUAAUCGAAACCAGCGUGAAUUCAGUGCGGAUCAGCAUCGCCGUGAAGCAGGCCGACGAAAUUGAAAAGAUUCUUUGUCACAAGUUCACACGUUUCAUGAUGCGCCGCGCGGAGAACUUCAUAAUCCUGCGAAGGAAGCCCAUCGAGGGAUACGACAUCAGUUUCCUGAUUACCAAUUUCCACACAGAGCAAAUGUACAAGCACAAACUAGUCGACUUUGUAAUUCACUUCAUGGAGGAGAUCGAUAAGGAGAUAAGCGAAAUGAAGCUGGCAGUCAACGCCCGAGCACGUAUCUGUUCCGAGGAGUUCCUGAAGCGAUUCUAAGUAAGGAAGAUAGUGUAGGCCCGUCUUCCAAAGAUUUCUAGAUGUGUUUUGAGGGGAUCGGGGUGCGGGAGAGAGAAAGUAUUGACGGUCUCGUUUUUUGUUGGGGCUUCAAUGUUUACUUGCGAUAACGUCCACAAGCCGGAUGCAACCCAUCCACUGAUGACUAAUGCUUGAAUUUAUCUACUGCCAACUACAAUUGUUUAGUAAAAACCUCUUGAAGCUCAUAGAAUGGCAACCGCUCUUAUGAACCGUCUUCAGAGCUCAUAGAACGAGGUCACCACCGUCAUGGAUCAAAACUUUCAUCACGCAACCAACGAGCAAUCUUUACUUUCUCAUUCCGCCCCCGAGUCCCCAUAGUACCCCGCGUUCUUCGCGCAUUGUUACGAGUCGUCUUAAGAAUAUUUUAAAGAGCAGUUGUAAGUCGAGUGUGCAUGUCCUAAUUCCGAUUGGUUCUCUAUCACACCCCGCAAUAAAUGUAGUGAAACUUAAAGUGUUAUUCCGAAAACUAUAUAAGAAUUUAAAGAAAGGACCUAGGAAGUAGCCGCGCCAGUUUUCUAUUCAUUCGUAUUAUAUCAUUAGCGUCUUGCAAACAGCAGAAUUGUCCGUGUGAUGAUACUUUGUAAGGUCUAUUGCUGCAUUUAAUGGUUUAUCGACUCCCUAAGUUUAGAAAUGAGUUUGGAAAGCAAAGCAAAUUGUGUAUUAUUUAAAAAUCAUUUUAUUGUAAAUAAACAUUCUUUUCAGUUUAUAA